UACUACAGUAAUAAACCCCCGCGACCUGCAAAUGCUCUGAGCUGAGCAGCGCAGAGAAGUUGAAGAAACUGUGAAUAUUAGGGCUCAACCUUCUUUGAACUCAGAAAUCUUUGAGGCUUUGAGUAUAAGAACGAUUCGCUCUAAAUCUCUGCAAUCCUACAAUUCCGAGAAGUCUAGAAUUCGUUGCAUUCAUUGUAAUUCUCAAAGAAGACAAAGCAGAGAGAGAAAGAAGAAGAAGUAAGAAAUGUCGGUGCAACAAUUCCUGGAAAAGCACAUGCUCUCUCGGAAAAUCGAAGACGCCGUUAAUGCCGCCGUUAGAGCCAAGUCCCCCGAUCCCGUCCUCUUCAUCUCUAAUCAUAUGAGGAAAGCAGUUCCUUCCGUGAUCACGAAGAUCAAAGCGAGGCAGAUCCUAGAUAGCAGAGGAAUUCCAACCGUUGAAGUGGACUUGUACACCAACAAAGGGAUGUUCCGAGCCUCAGCCCCUAGCGGAAUGCAUGAGGCUGUUGGAAUACGUGAUGGGGACAAGGGAACAUAUCUGGGAUAUAGUGUGACUAGAGCUGUUAAAAAUGUAAAUGAGAAGAUAUCUGAAGCGUUGAUUGGUAUGGAUCCAACACUUCAGUCUCAGAUUGAUCAUGCAAUGAUAGACCUGGAUAAAACGGAAAAGAAGGGUGAACUUGGAGCAAAUGCUAUAUUAGCUGUGUCAAUUGCUGCAUGCAAAGCUGGGGCUGCUGAAAAAGAGGUUCCCCUUUACAAAUACAUUGCUGAUCUUUCUGGUGAAACCAACCUGACCCUUCCUGUCCCUUCUUUCACGCUUAUAAGCGGUGGAAAACAUGCUGGGAACCAUCUGGCCAUUCAGGAUAUCAUGAUUCUCCCAAUCGGAGCAAGCAGAUUUGAGGAGGCAGUGCAAAUGGGCUCUGAGACCUAUCAUCACUUAAAGGCUGUUAUUACAGAAAAAUAUGGUGCACAUGGAUGUAAUGUUGGUGAAGAUGGUGGUUUUGCUCCAAACAUCUCGAGCUUUAGAGAAGGCCUGGACCUUGUAAAAGAGGCCAUCAGCAGAACAGGAUAUGAUGAGAAAAUUAAAAUCGCAAUUGAUGUUGCUGCUACUGACUUUUGCAUAGGCACAAAGUAUGAUCUGGACAUCAAAGUUCCAAAUAAGUCGGGGCAAAAUUUCAAGUCAGUAGAGGAUAUGCUUGAGAUGUACAAAGAACUAUGCCGUGAGUACCCGAUUGUAUCAAUUGAAGAUCCAUUUGACAAGGAGGACUGGGAACAUGUCAAGCAUUUUUCCAGUCUUGGAAUUUGUCAGGUAGUAGGGGAUGGCUUGUUAAUGUCAAAUCCAAAACGUAUUCAAAGAGCAAUACAAGAGUUGGCGUGCAAUGCUCUUCUUCUCAAGGUAAACCAGAUUGGGACCGUGACAGAGGCCAUUGAAGUGGUGAAGCUGGCAAAGGACGCUAAUUGGGGAGUGGUGACAUCUCAUAGAUGUGGGGAAACUGAAGAUUCUUUCAUUGCUGAUUUAUCUGUUGGGCUUGCCACUGGUCAGAUCAAAGCCGGUGCUCCUUGCAGAGGAGAGCGGCUGGCAAAAUAUAACCAGUUGCUUCGAAUUGAGGAAGAGCUUGGGGAUCAAGCAGUUUAUGCUGGUCAAGAUUGGAGGCUAUCAUCCUGAUCAGCGCCCUUUGGUUCUGCCCUCACAUCUUUUUCUUUCUUUUUUCUUUCCCUUUAUCCUUUGCCACGUUUGUGGUUAAAAGAGUUUGAAUGGCUUAUCAAGCUAAACAACUUGAUAAUCUGUCACAAUGGGCGUGCCUCUUUUUUUUGUUUUUCUAGUGAUUGCUUCCUUUUUAUUAGGAGACUGAAGAACAUUCAAGAAUGUAAUCAAUUUGUUUACUUUUUUGUA
Molecule: messenger RNA, 1888 nt
Organism: Corylus avellana
Lineage: Eukaryota; Viridiplantae; Streptophyta; Magnoliopsida; Fagales; Betulaceae
Gene: ENOC
Product: cytosolic enolase
Biological process (GO): glycolytic process
Cellular component (GO): phosphopyruvate hydratase complex
Molecular function (GO): magnesium ion binding; phosphopyruvate hydratase activity
Source: RefSeq, a predicted model, not a curated record